Messenger RNA from Arabidopsis lyrata subsp. lyrata, 1794 nucleotides. Its product is annotated as F-box protein At3g03040. The record is from RefSeq and is a predicted model, not a curated record. Gene Ontology annotation, molecular function: protein binding. NCBI's taxonomy places the organism in Eukaryota, Viridiplantae, Streptophyta, Magnoliopsida, Brassicales, Brassicaceae. The coding region runs from base 200 to 1546 and encodes 448 amino acids. The transcript has 4 exons.
AAUCACACCAGAAAAUUUAAUUAAACUUUAUCGACAAAAAUUCCCAAACGACCAAUAAAUUCCUCACUCCGUCUCUUCAGUCUCAGACGGUCGCUCUUCUCUCACCGACGCUUCAUUGCCCUAAUUUGAAGUGUUUGGCUCUGCGAAAAUCUGCAAUUUCAGUGUUGGUCUUGGAGAUUGGCCUCUGUAGCAAGAGAAGAUGGAUCUGUUGAGCAGUUUACCAGACGAGGUUCGUUGUCUUAUAUUGUCCUUCCUUACCACAAAGGAGUCUGCUGCGACAUCUGUUCUCUCAAAGAAGUGGCGCAAUCUGUUUGUGCUUGUCCCUAAUCUCGACUUUGACGACUCUGAGUUUCUUCAUCCGGAAGAGGGUAAGCGGGAAAGAGACGGUAUUCUUCAGAGUUUCAUGGAUUUUGUGGAUAGAGUAUUGUCUUUGCAGGGCAAUUCUCCCAUUCGUAAGUUCUCUCUCAAGUGUGAAACUGGUGUUUCUCCAGCUCGUGUUAAUCGUUGGUUAUGUGAAGUACUGCAGCGUGGUGUUUCGGACCUUGAUCUCACCAUUGAUUUGGGAUAUGGUUAUUCUCUGCCUCAUGAGUUGUUCGUGAGUGAGACACUAGUCAAUCUGAAAUUUAAAAGUGCUUUUGGUAUUCAUUGGUGGACUGGAGCUGAAGGCACUUCCUUGCCAAUGCUUAAAAGUCUUUGUGUGUACUCUGGGAGGUUUUUUUGUGAUGAUAACUUUCAGGAGCUUCUUCCUUGUUUCCCUGUGCUUGAGGAAUUACAAAUGUCUAAUAUGCAGUGGAUGGAUGUUGAUGAAACCGUGUCAAGUUCAACCCUCACAACGCUCCAUAUUACUGGCAUCCGCUGUGUAAAUCCAAAGAGCAUUUCUUUUGAUACUCCAAAUCUGCUUUCCUUUGUCUACACUGAUUUUGUUGCGGAGGACUAUCCAUUAGUUAAUAUGAAAAACUUGUCUCUGGCUCGACUCGCCCUUAGAGCAAAUGAUGAUCAAAUCAAGCGAGUAAGAGGGCCGAAUAAUGAUUUGUUAGAGAAUGAUGUCGUUCUCCACUUUGGCAAUGUGGUGAAGCUCAUGAAUGGCAUACAAAAUGUUCAGGAACUUCACUUGUGUCCUGAUACUGUCGAGGUGCUUUCUCUAUGCUGUGACUCGAUGCCAGUGUUCAACAACGUCAAAAAGUUACUUAUUUACAGUGACGAGGGUCGAGGAUGGCAAGCAGUGCCAGUUCUUCUAAGGAAUUGUCCUCAUUUAGAAAUUCUAAUAUUUGAGGGUCUCGUGCACCAUGUGACAGAUAAAUGCGGGGAUGCUUGUGACUGCAUUUAUCGGAAGGACAAAGGCCGUUCGCUCUCAUCAUGUCCAGUGAAAGUGGUAGAGAUUAAAGAGUUUGGAAUAACAAUGAAAGAGAAGUACAUGAUAGAGCAUUUCUUGGACUACUUUUCGUGUUUGAAGGAGAUGAAUAUCUAUGUUGAAAAGGAUGGCGUUACACAGAUCAUGAACAACCCUGAAGUGUCUAAACUUGUCUUGGAUGAGAUGGAAGAGUAGAACGAGUUAUAUAGUUGCAAUGUCAAGAUAUUCUUGUGUAAGAAGUCGAUUCCACAAUGAAGUCUCUGGAGAACAAAGCCUCUUUGGAAUUUGACUUGGGUUUAAUUUUGUUCAAUCGGCUUGAAAACCGUCUCAAACCAAGUCAAAGAAUCUAUUCUUAACAGUAAUUUUUUUUUCUUUCAGUUUACUUGUGUACCGAUCCAAUGAUGUUUACUUGAAAGUGGCAAAGAUUAGUAACAUUUGUUCAA